GGCGCAAAGGGGUGAGGCUGGCUGCCCUCGCGGACGGUUAGUGUGAGCGAGUUAAAGGUUGGGUGUCUCGCACCGCCGGCCGUUGGGAGGGUGGAGCGACAGCCCCUCCCCCUCCCCCCAGCCCCGCUGCACCCCUCUUAUCCAGAUCCUAUUGAGACGAAGUGCGCGGGAAGGAAAAAAAUAAAGACCGGUCAGGUGAGGAAACAAACCGGAGGCAGAGAAAGAAAGGGAGAAAAGAUGUCGCGAGGCCGAACGGCAACGAAGGGGGAGGGGCGGCAGAGCUCGGUUCCUUAAAGGGGCAGUCCCGCAUUUAAAGGGGAGUGUGCCACGGAGAGGUUUCCUCUAUUUUUUUGUCUGCCGACAGAACAGUGCCUUAUUCUGAGUGGCGGGUGGGUGGAGGACGCACGUGGGGAGAGCGCUUUUUAAGUAAAGGCGCGGGGGGUUGGCCGGAAGGAAUCCCCUCCCCCAGCGUACGUAACGCUGGAAAGAAAGGGGAGGCCUUAAAGCACUCUGUUCAUGGUCAGGAGAGUCAUCUGACUCUGUGGCGCAGGUCGGGGAAGUGAUGCAGGGUUAAUCUCUCCCAGGCCUGGGCUCGGAUAUUUUAGUCCCCUAUUCUUAAACUUUCGACACAAGAACACGAGCGGAAUUCAAACACUUUAGCGGCUGCCUCCGGAAACUGUGCCCAAUGCAGUCGUGGAGAACUGCGUGAAACAAGACAGCCUUAAAAAUCCCCUGAAAAAACAACAACACUGAAUUGUGUUCUAAAUUGCGUGCGCUCUGUAUUCUGUGUAGUCAGCAUUUAAUUUACCUCAGCCCAAACUACUUCCCUAUGCAAGUGUGAGUUAUUGCCAGUGUGGCCUUUGGACAUGCAUCUAUACUGUUAUUUCCAUGUAUAGAUCAGGAACUAAAGCUCAGAGAUUUUCAUGGCAUUCUACAGGGUAAUUAAACUUUUCACAUCUGAUUUGCUCUCCUGAUCCUAGUUCAAGCAUGAUGUCAGGCAUCCAUACUUGUUUAUUUAAAAUUAUUUGUGUCUCACCUUUGUCUUCUCAGCAGACCUCCUGGGUAAUUGACAGUAAUUGACCCAGGUGGCGCUGUGGUUAAACCACUGAGCCUAGGGCUUGCUGAUCAGAAGGUUGGCGGUUCGAAUCCCUGUGACGGGGUGAGCUCCCGUUGCUUGGUCCCAGCUCCUGCCAACCUAGCAGUUUGAAAGCAUGUCAAAAUGCAAGUAGAUAAAUAGGAACCGCUACAGCGGGAAGGUAAACGGCGUUUCCAUGUGCUGCUCUGGUUUGCCAGAAGCGGCUUUGUCAUGCUGGCCACAUGACCUGGAAGCUAUACACCGGCUCCCUCGGCCAAUAAUGCGAGAUGAGCGCGCAACCCCAGAGUCGGUCACGACUGGAGCUAAUGGUCAGGGGUCCCUUUAAUGACAAGGGUUGGUGGUGGAAAAUGGCCACUAAUCAGAUUUAAAUGGCAAUGUUGUGACUGGUCCAACUGCUGCUGUUCAAAGUUUCCAUGGUGACCAUCAAGGAAAAUACCGCCACCGCCCCCCAUACACACAAUGUGUACACUGAAGCAGUCAGGGCCAGGUAGCACCAGAUGUUUUGGACCUUGGCAAGUGAGGCAUCUUCUGGGCAUGUGGACAGUCCACAACUGCUGACUCUUACUGCUAGCAGAAGGAAGAUCCCUGGGGAGCAGGGGUGGGAAAAGAAUGGUGAUGAUGAUGAUGAUGGGAAGGUGUCUAUUUUCCAGACUGUGGUCUAGGGUUUGGAAACCUGUAGCCCUCCAGAUGCUGUUGAAUUGCAACCUCAGUUAUACUUGACCAUUGGCUAUGCUAACUUGGGCUUCUGGGAGGGCCACUGACUCACCUUCCUUGGCUCCAGAGGUUGUUAUGUAAUGGACUUUUUAUGAGUUGAACACCAAGUAGGGACCUAACCCAUGUGUGUGUUUUGGGCGGGGCGGGGGGAGUCAGCCUCCUAGGAAGAACAUAAUGUCAUGGUAAAGAUCAUCCCAUUCAUCCUGAGAAGGAGCAGCUGUUCCAUCCAGGUGAACUCUGGUGCAAUGGUGGGAGCUCAGCAGCUAGAAAUGCAGGCAGCGGCAGUGCCAACAGUGGCCCCAGCAGGCGGAGGCCCCAGUGGCAGCAGUGGCGACCACCAAUAUGAGUGCCUGGAAUGUGGCAAGGUAUUCAAAUGGUCAUCACGGCUCAUCCACCACCAGAGGACUCACACGGGCGAACGCCCUUACAAGUGCUCAGAGUGCCCAAAGGCCUUCAAGGGGUCCUCAGCCUUGCUGUACCACCAGCGCGGACAUACAGGGGAGCGACCUUACAAGUGUGACAAGUGUGGCAAGGCAUUCAAACGGUCGUCCUUGCUUCAGAUCCACCAGAGUGUGCAUACCGGCCUACGUGCCUUCAAGUGCGCUCAGUGCGGCCUGGCCUUUAAGUGGUCCUCACAUUACCAGUACCAUUUGCGCCAGCACACUGGCGAACGCCCCUACCCUUGCCCGGCGUGUGACAAGGCCUUCAAGAACUCUUCCAGCCUGCGGCGGCACCGCCAUACACAUACAGGCGAGCGGCCCUAUGUCUGCCUCAUCUGCAGCAAGGCCUUCACGCAGUCUACCAACCUGCGGCAGCAUCAGCGGGUGCAUACUGGAGAGAGGCCCUACCGAUGCCAAGACUGUGGUAAGGCCUUCACCCACUCUUCCAACCUGGCGCUGCACUGCCGAUCGGCACAUGCUGCCCGCCCUGCCCACACCUGUGUUAUCUGUGGCAAGGCUUUUGCAUCGGACACCUAUUUGCAGCGGCACUUGGAGUCUCAUGGGGACAUUGCGCCUCCAGCACAGCUCUUCUUGGAGGAACCAACCACCACUGUGGAGAUGCUGUUUCGGUGUAGUGUCUGCCAUCUCACCUUCCCCUUGCAGGAGCAGCUGCUGAGCCACCAGGAAGUACACUUGGCCCCAGCAGAGCCACUGCCUCUGCCGCCACCGCCACUACCAAUGCAGGAGGAGGUGGCGGCUGUAGCAUCCCCCCCACCCUCCCUAGCUUGCUCUGUGUGCAGUAAAACUUUCAAGAGUGCCGCGGGUUUAGCACGGCACCAACAGAGCCAGCACUCAUCCGAUCGCACCUACACCUGCAUGGUGUGUGAACGCUCCUUCCCGACGCUGGCCAGCCUGUUGGGCCAUCAGCGUUCGCAUCCCCCGGCUGAACAACGGUUGGAGGAGGCAGAGGUGACAUGCCCAGCACAGGCAGAGCCAGUGCCCGCAGCCACAGUGACGCCGCCCCCACCCCCUGAGCGCCCCUAUGUGUGCGGAGAGUGCGGGAAGUCAUUCAAGGGCUCCUCUGGGCUGCGUUACCACCUGCGCGACCACACGGGUGAGCGCCCCUACGCUUGUGGCGAGUGUGGCAAAGCCUUCAAGCGCUCCUCGCUGCUGCGCAUCCACCAGCGGGUGCACACGGGCUUGCGUGCCUUCACUUGCUCCACCUGCGGGAUGGCAUUCAAAUGGGCUUCCCAUUAUCAGUACCAUUUGCGGCAGCAUACCGGCGAACGCCCCUAUGCUUGCCAAGAUUGUGGCAAGGCCUUCAAGAACACCUCGUGCCUCCGGCGGCACCAGCAGUUGCACACCGGUGAGCGGCCCUUUGCCUGCCAGACCUGCGGAAAGUCCUUCACGCAAACAUCCAACCUCCGGCAACAUCAGCGGGUGCACACUGGCGAAAGGCCCUAUUGUUGCCGGGACUGUGGCAAGGCCUUCACCCACUCCUCCAACCUGGCGCUGCACAGACGCACCCAUUCGAGGGAGCGCCCCUUCCAAUGCCCGGUUUGCUCCAAGGCCUUUGUCAUGGCCUCUUACUUGCAGCGCCACUUCCGCACCCACAGCAGUGCUGAGGCGCCCAGCCGCCCCGCCGCCUCACCCGCCACCACUCAAGAGGUGCAAAUCAUGCCUAACUUGCAGGCCACUCUGAAUGUGGAGUUAAGCGGCAGCCCAGCCCCUCCUGUUUCAUCAAACACUCAGACUUUCCUGCUUGUGCAAACAUCACAGGGCUUGCAACUUAUCCCCAGCAUACAGCAGCAGCCGCAGCCACCCCCACCCCAAAAUUUACCCCCCAAACUUAUCCUGCUGCCCAGUCCCCAGGUGCCCAGUACAUCCACUGCUCCCACCAGCAUUACCCUGUUGCCAGCUGCUCCUACCACCCCAGGCAAAUCUGCCCUGGUCCGUCAAGGUAAGGCCAAGAAACCUGCGCCGUUGGCUCCCCCACCACCAUCGGUGUCUGGCAGCCAGAAUAUCAUUUUGAUGCCCAGUACCACUGGGGCCAGCGUGCAGCCCCUCUCUAAUGUGCAAAUCCAGAGGACACCAGGGCUACAGACGAGCGGACAGAAUGUUAUUGUUCUCCAGAGCUUGCCAGAACAGCAGCUGGGCACAGUGCAGAUCCAAACUGUGCCAGCUGCUCCACCAACAGGCACCAUUCAGAUUCAAACCCUGCCCCAGCCCCUCCAGAGCUUUCCCACUGCCCAGCCAGGUGGCACUUUGCAAAUUCAGACCGUACCUGCUUCACAGCAACCUGGCACAAUCCAGAUCCAGGCCUUCCCACAUCCUACACAGUCUGGCAUUGUGCAGAUUCAAAGCCUGCCCCUUCCCCAGAAUACGGUCCAGAUCCAAAGUUUGCCCACCUCCCAAUCAGGAGGCACCGUGCAGAUCCAGAGCCUGUCUAGUCCACAGACUGGCACAGUGCAAAUUCAAACUCUUCCAUCUUCCCAGAAGAUGAACACUGUGCAAUUCCAAGCUGUGCCAUCCUCUGAGCAGGUAGGGACCCUACAGCUCCAAACUCUCCAGCCUUCCCAGCAAGUGGGCCCCAUUCAGAUCCAGACCUUGCCAUCCGUGCAGCAAACCAGCCCUCUGCAGAUCCACAGCCUGUCCCCCUCCAAUCAGCCUUUGGCCAGCGUCGAAAUCCAGAGCCUCUCGCCUUCCCAACAGCUGGAUGGCACCAUUCAGAUCCAGGGGCUGGUUUCUUCUCAGGAAGGGCAACAUCUUCAACCUUCAGAGGAGAUGACUAGUGUUCAGCUUCAGACUUUGAGCCCACCACAGGAGAUGAAUGAGGUGGGGACUUCUCUGUCCAGCUCCCAUGAGCUCUCUGAGGUGGACCUCCAACAGGGACCUGGUAUGAAGGAGGAAAGCCAGGACCUAAUUGUGGUGCAGAACUCUCCAGGAGAGGAGCUUCUGGGGCCAGGCGGGGAGGUGGAGAGCCUGGAAGGGGUACAAGACAUGCACUUUGAAACUUUACAGACCGAUGAGGGAGUUCAGAAUGUGUUGGUGCUGAGAAGUGCAGGAGGAGAGCAGACCCGGUUGUGCGUGCAGGAGGUGGACAACAUCCAGACAGUGCAAGAGCUGCCUGGCCUCCAGCUGCAAGGGCCUGAGGGUAGUGCCGGAACUGGGCAGAACCUCCUGAUCAUCCGUAGUGCCCAGGGAGAACAGACCCUCCAAGUGCUGGAGAGUGUGCCAACACUGCAGGUGAGCAGCCCAGACAGCACCCAACCUACUGGGGACAGCAACAGCGCCUCCCAAAUGGUGCAACUUUUGCCGAGUCCAGUAACUCCACAAGGCCUGCCCUCCAUUCAGAUUGUGCAAACAGUACCCAACAUGCAGCUUGUCCACACUUUCUGAGGAUAGCUGUCCCCAUGCCUGUGCUGGGGUACCGACUGAGACUCAGUUGUGCUCUCACUAGUGGCUGCUAUAAUGUAACUGUGUUUCCGGAGAGGAUCCACCUGGGCAACUUCAAGACUCCUGGAGGUGGCUCAGCUUAGGUUCCUCAAGACAGUGACAUGAAAUGACAGCAGAGAGCUUAGCUCACGCCCAUGCCUGCAGGUCCAAAGCAUACCCUUGAUUCCCUCACUUCCUGCUCACAUGGGGGUUGCUGUUGCUUCUCGUGCCCUUGCAGUUACAAUGACUCCACCACCAUGUCCUUCCCCCAAACACUUUUAUGACUUGUUUUGCAUGUGAGAAAGGGAUAGCCAGGCCAGUCCUUGAUUCAAUCCCUAACCCACCCAUUUCCCUAUCCUGUUUGAAAUACAUUGUUCCAGCAAGAACCAAAUGUAUGUGCAGUCUGAUGGUUGGAAGACUGUGCAGCCAGAAUUCCUGGGUUUUUUUCUCCACACUGGACAGAAAACAUGGUUAGCGGAUAUCAACAGGACUGCUGGCUUCUCUCCAUUUCCCUGCUGUGUUGCAAUAUUGGAGCUAAGUGCUGUGGAGCAGUGUGAGCUCUUUUUAUGUAUUAGAAAAUGGGGGAAGUUCAUGUUUUUGGGUCUUCCUUUGAUAUUGGGUGCUGCAGGAGGCUGCUUUGGCCUCUUUUUCCGGUUAAGCCCCUCUUAUCUAUUCUCCAUUCCAGCCCCUCACCAUGUGCAGAACCACAUUUCUUCCCAAGUGUACCCCAGUUCCUGGUGCUAACAGACAAAAGGGUCAUAGACUCUUUUGGUCUAGAAGAAAAAUAAAAGACUGCUUCAAAGCA
Molecule: messenger RNA, 6490 nt
Organism: Zootoca vivipara (common lizard)
Lineage: Eukaryota; Metazoa; Chordata; Lepidosauria; Squamata; Lacertidae
Gene: ZNF628
Product: zinc finger protein 628
Biological process (GO): negative regulation of transcription by RNA polymerase II; regulation of immune system process; regulation of cytokine production
Cellular component (GO): nucleoplasm; nucleus
Molecular function (GO): DNA-binding transcription repressor activity, RNA polymerase II-specific; RNA polymerase II cis-regulatory region sequence-specific DNA binding
Source: RefSeq, a predicted model, not a curated record